Messenger RNA from Lineus longissimus, 1665 nucleotides. Its product is annotated as acetyl-CoA acetyltransferase, mitochondrial-like. The transcript has 9 exons. Gene Ontology annotation, biological process: fatty acid beta-oxidation. Gene Ontology annotation, cellular component: mitochondrion. Gene Ontology annotation, molecular function: acetyl-CoA C-acetyltransferase activity. The coding region runs from base 96 to 1349 and encodes 417 amino acids. The record is from RefSeq and is a predicted model, not a curated record. Lineage: Eukaryota; Metazoa; Nemertea; Pilidiophora; Heteronemertea; Lineidae.
CGAAUCGACUGGGGCGAAAUGUCAGGGACCGAAAGGACUGGAUACCCGUUAGGAUGAACAUUGUUUAGUCUUACCUGGCUGGCCAGACAGACAGAAUGACAUCAAUAUCCAGAGUUUCUUGGCUGGCAAAAAAGGCCCUUUUGGUGACUGGUAGGAGGACUUUCUCUCAAGUGGCAGGACUUAAUGAUGUGGUGAUUGUCAGUGCCACAAGGACUCCGAUUGGUUCAUUCCGCAGCUCUCUGACGUCUGUGGCCGCUACAAGAUUAGGUGCAAUCGCCAUUAAAGAUGCCGUACAGAAGGCUGGUAUUCUUCCAGAGGCAGUGCAAGAGGUUUAUAUGGGCAAUGUUAUCCAGGCUGCCUGUGGUCAAGCCCCAGCAAGGCAGGCUACUCUCGGAGCAGGACUUUCCAUAAACACACCUACAACAACUGUGAAUAAAGUGUGUGCAUCUGGUAUGAAGUCAAUCAUGAUGGCAGCACAGAGUUUGAUGUGCGGCCACCAGGAGGUGAUGGUAGCUGGUGGCAUGGAGAGCAUGUCCAAUGUCCCCUAUUAUAUGAAGCGUGGAGAGACGCCAUACGGCGGUGUCCAUCUUUUGGAUGGUAUUGUAUUUGAUGGUCUUACUGAUGUUUACAACAAAUGCCACAUGGGAAACUGUGCUGAGGAGACGGCCAGGAAGUUCCAGAUCAGUCGGGAAGCACAGGAUGAAUACGCUAUCAUGAGUUAUAAAAGGAGCCAAGAAUCUGCAGCCAAUGGUGUCUUUGAUAAGGAGAUCACUCCCGUUGGGGUCCCGCAGAGAAAAGGAGCCGAGAUUCAGGUGACCAGUGAUGAGGAAUAUAAAAAAGUGAACUUUGACAAGUUUAAGGCACUCAGGCCAGCGUUCCAGAAAGAGGGUGGUUCAGUGACGGCCGCUAAUGCGAGUACUCUGAAUGAUGGUGCUGCCGCCUGUGUCCUUAUGACAGCACAAGCAGCAGAGAAACUGAAAGUAAAGCCGUUAGCUCGCAUCGUUGGCUUUGCUGAUGCUGCUAUCGCCCCGAUAGACUUCCCAACUGCACCUGCUUUUGCCGUGCCAAAGGUACUCGAGGCAACUGGUAUCAAGAAAGAUGACAUAGCGUUAUGGGAACUGAAUGAAGCAUUCAGUGUGGUGGCACUUGCUAAUGUGAAGCUGCUCGACCUUGACAUCAAUAAAGUGAAUGUCCAUGGUGGAGCUGUCAGUAUCGGUCACCCUAUUGGAAUGUCUGGAGCCCGCAUCACGAAUCAUCUUGUUCACCAGUUACAGCCUGGUCAGUAUGGCAUGGCCUCAAUAUGCAACGGAGGAGGUGGUGCUGCCGCUAUUCUCAUACAAAAACUAUAAAGGAAUCAGCGUAGCCAGAUGAGGUAUGAUUCAAGACUCUUCAAGCCUUGACUGCACGUUGCCCCUGGAAUAGUGUGGUGGCCUUGUUGGCUGCAGGAAGACUUGGCUCUGUGUAAAAAUGACUUGCUUCUGAAAAUGAACCAUGUUUUUGAGAUGCACGAGGAUUCGGGUUUUUUAAACAAGUGUGUUGUCUGCAGCCAUAGUUUGACUGAAUAUGUGUUAUCAGACUCAUGAUUGUACAAAAUAAUAAUCAUUAUAUAAAAAGUUAAGUUUGCCUUAGUAUGUACAUGGCACUGCACCUGGUCAUUGAACUGUG